This is a messenger RNA of Naegleria fowleri, 1591 nucleotides long. RefSeq lists its product as uncharacterized. NCBI's taxonomy places the organism in Eukaryota, Heterolobosea, Eutetramitea, Acrasida, Naegleriidae. The annotation marks the transcript as partial. The record is from RefSeq and is a predicted model, not a curated record. The transcript has a single exon.
AUGGGUUUGGGUUUGGGUUUGGGUUUGGGUUUGGGUUUGGGUUUGGGUUUGGGUUUGGGUUUGGGUUUGGGUUUGGGUUUGGGUUUGGGUUUGGGUUUGGGUUUGGGUUUGGGUUUGGGUUUGGGUUUGGGUUUGGGUUUGGGUUUGGGUUUGGGUUUGGGUUUGGGUUUGGGUUUGGGUUUGGGUUUGGGUUUGGGUUUGGGUUUGGGUUUGGGUUUGGGUUUGGGUUUGGGUUUGGGUUUGGGUUUGGGUUUGGGUUUGGGUUUGGGUUUGGGUUUGGGUUUGGGUUUGGGUUUGGGUUUGGGUUUGGGUUUGGGUUUGGGUUUGGGUUUGGGUUUGGGUUUGGGUUUGGGUUUGGGUUUGGGUUUGGGUUUGGGUUUGGGUUUGGGUUUGGGUUUGGGUUUGGGUUUGGGUUUGGGUUUGGGUUUGGGUUUGGGUUUGGGUUUGGGUUUGGGUUUGGGUUUGGGUUUGGGUUUGGGUUUGGGUUUGGGUUUGGGUUUGGGUUUGGGUUUGGGUUUGGGUUUGGGUUUGGGUUUGGGUUUGGGUUUGGGUUUGGGUUUGGGUUUGGGUUUGGGUUUGGGUUUGGGUUUGGGUUUGGGUUUGGGUUUGGGUUUGGGUUUGGGUUUGGGUUUGGGUUUGGGUUUGGGUUUGGGUUUGGGUUUGGGUUUGGGUUUGGGUUUGGGUUUGGGUUUGGGUUUGGGUUUGGGUUUGGGUUUGGGUUUGGGUUUGGGUUUGGGUUUGGGUUUGGGUUUGGGUUUGGGUUUGGGUUUGGGUUUGGGUUUGGGUUUGGGUUUGGGUUUGGGUUUGGGUUUGGGUUUGGGUUUGGGUUUGGGUUUGGGUUUGGGUUUGGGUUUGGGUUUGGGUUUGGGUUUGGGUUUGGGUUUGGGUUUGGGUUUGGGUUUGGGUUUGGGUUUGGGUUUGGGUUUGGGUUUGGGUUUGGGUUUGGGUUUGGGUUUGGGUUUGGGUUUGGGUUUGGGUUUGGGUUUGGGUUUGGGUUUGGGUUUGGGUUUGGGUUUGGGUUUGGGUUUGGGUUUGGGUUUGGGUUUGGGUUUGGGUUUGGGUUUGGGUUUGGGUUUGGGUUUGGGUUUGGGUUUGGGUUUGGGUUUGGGUUUGGGUUUGGGUUUGGGUUUGGGUUUGGGUUUGGGUUUGGGUUUGGGUUUGGGUUUGGGUUUGGGUUUGGGUUUGGGUUUGGGUUUGGGUUUGGGUUUGGGUUUGGGUUUGGGUUUGGGUUUGGGUUUGGGUUUGGGUUUGGGUUUGGGUUUGGGUUUGGGUUUGGGUUUGGGUUUGGGUUUGGGUUUGGGUUUGGGUUUGGGUUUGGGUUUGGGUUUGGGUUUGGGUUUGGGUUUGGGUUUGGGUUUGGGUUUGGGUUUGGGUUUGGGUUUGGGUUUGGGUUUGGGUUUGGGUUUGGGUUUGGGUUUGGGUUUGGGUUUGGGUUUGGGUUUUGGGUUUGGGUUUGGGUUUGGGUUUGGGUUUGGGUUUGGGUUUGGGUUUUGGGUUUGGGUUUUGGGUUUGGGUUUGGGUUUGGGUUUGGGUUUGGGUUUGGGUUUGGGUUUGGGUUUGGGUUUGGGUUUGGGUUUGGGUUUGGGUUUGG